AUGUUUGCAUACGACUGGUACAAUGGCACUGUGCUGGAGAAUGCCCCACAAGGGACUAUUAUCGUGUUUCCACACAACAUCACGAUGAUUAACGCGACAGACUUAGAUACAGGGCGAAAUGGCGAACUUGAGUAUACUUUUUCUGGAAGCAACGGAGCGGAGCGGUUCUUCAACAUGGACAGUCAGGGACAGUUAUCAGUGGUAGCCAAACUGGACUACGACAGUCUUCCGCAGGAGUUCAUUAUGACAGUAGUGGCAUCUGACAAGGGAGUACCGUCUAAGAGUGCUGCCACCAAGGUCGCCAUCUUUGUCCAAGACGUCAACGACAACGCUCCACUUUUCCAGUUGUUUGGUUUCCCAGAGAUUCCAGUGAAUGCCAGUGGCGAGCUAGGACGCACGGUAGGGCGGUUCCUGGCCACAGACAAAGACAGUGGGUCGUACGGAACAGUUCGACACUCUAUAACCAACGAAAGCAACCCUGAUGCUGUAUUUGCUGUCAACGAAGACACCGGAGAGCUGAGCGUCGUGCGUUACCCAGCCCAAUAUCGAUAUGACCUUACCAUUUUGGCGGAAGAUGGAGGAGAGCCACCAAAGUCCGCCAUCUUGCCUGUUGUUAUUUCUGUCUACGGACACCUUGUUGAGGAACGAAAUGAUACAGUCGUUGUGAACCCUACGACUAACACCGUAGCACCGGUUUCCACGACCCUUAGGAGUUCUUCAACUACGGGCACCCCGGGUAAAAUGACAAGUGGUGAGACAGUACCAACGCCGAAGACGACGACAACACAAGCGACUAUGGUGAAGUCCCAACAAGAACCAUGGUACCAGACGGUGGGUUUCAAGGCCGGCGCAGGCGCAGUGGGCGGAGUGGUGGCACUGUGCCUUAUUGCUGUUAUUGCCUAUCGCUGUGUCUGGGGACAGAAAUAUAAUAAAGUCAGCUCAAUGCCAGAGCACCCCCGUAGGUCGUCCCCCAUGACGUACACAUACCAGAUGACAUUUAUCAAGGCAAACAAUUACGUCACUGAAGGAGACAUCGGCGACAUUGAGGACAUUAAUGCCUCGUCGGAUAGUGAGAACGAGACCGAUUUCGCUUCAUUUCCACCUUGGAGACAUGCAUUUAGCAAUUAG
Molecule: messenger RNA, 1128 nt
Organism: Lingula anatina
Lineage: Eukaryota; Metazoa; Brachiopoda; Lingulata; Lingulida; Lingulidae
Biological process (GO): motor neuron axon guidance; homophilic cell-cell adhesion
Cellular component (GO): plasma membrane
Molecular function (GO): calcium ion binding
Source: RefSeq, a predicted model, not a curated record